This is a messenger RNA of Medicago truncatula (barrel medic), 1343 nucleotides long. Its product is annotated as DNA replication complex GINS protein PSF3. Gene Ontology annotation, biological process: mitotic DNA replication initiation. The transcript is spliced from 9 exons. The coding region runs from base 554 to 1114 and encodes 186 amino acids. The record is from RefSeq and is a predicted model, not a curated record. Gene Ontology annotation, cellular component: GINS complex. Lineage: Eukaryota; Viridiplantae; Streptophyta; Magnoliopsida; Fabales; Fabaceae.
ACCGUAAAAUAUAAGCAUGAUAAUGAAAAGAAAAACCACCAUCAUCCACCACCACCUCCCCGUCAAUUCCUCCUCUUCAACCACUACUUUCCAACUUGAAUCCCCACAAAUAGAGCACGAUCUAUAACAAAAACCUUUGUCUCACCUUGUGUUACGCCUUUCUCUGUCAAGACAACGCUAGAGUUUACACCAUUUCUUCUUCUUCUUCCUGUCGUCACCUCCUGAUCUCAGUGCCGUUGGUAGCAACUAUUUUCCAAGCAUUACCGAUUUCCGAAAAUUCAAGUCAAAUAUCAACGAUUAUACUUCACAGCUUCAAAUCCUAGUGAAUUAGACCAUAUUGAGUACAAAGGAAGAGAAAGAUCUUUUAUUUCGUCACUGUUUGAGGUACCAACUUAUGGCUUGAAGGCCCUGAACAAGUAAAAUAAACGUAAUAUCUUGGCGUUCGUUAAAAACACAUGUUUCGUAACUCCAGAUUUGCAGCAAUACCAAUAUACAAGCAAUUCCCUUUCAAUGAGUUAAAAGAAAGCAUAAGAGCAGCAAACUAGAGGAUAGGAUGGCAAAUUACUAUGAUAUGGAUGACAUUUUGGUGGAGGAAGAGAUUGUGUCGGUUAUAUUUCAGAAGGCAGCAUCUGGAGUGGGAAUAAUAGAUCCCAGUUCCGAGACAGACUUUAUUGAAGCGGGUUCAAAAGUUGAACUACCUUUUUGGCUUGCUCAUGAGUUACAGUUGAGACAAGCAGUAUCAGUCAAUGUUCCUCCUUGUUUCAAUCAAAAAACAAGACUAGAGAUCCAAGCUGAUUGUGCAUGUGUGGAUCUGAGGUCGAGAUGUCCAUACUUUUAUGAAUUUGGUUGCAAGAUAGCACCAAUAGUUGGCGAUAGGACCAUUGGGUUUCUGUUGUUGUCUGCAUUUAAGAAUCGGUAUAAGGAGGUCCUUACGAAGGCACACACUGCAGCAAUUGCAGCUGGUUCCAAAUUUUGGACUAUUCUAACAAACGAGGAGAUCAAUUUGUAUGAGACAGCUCAAUCCGCAAUGGCAUCCUUCAAGAAGUGGCGUAUGGGGGGCCCCAGAUUUCAGAUAGCUUCUAUUCUUGGAAGGAAGAGAAAACCAACUGAAUAGUUGGUUUCUAACCUUAUUAGAAAUCUGUUUAUGUCAAUGUUGUAUUAUUUACACCUGAAAAUUGCAUGAUGUUAAGAAUAGACAAAAAAAUAUUAAGUUGCAAUCUCAUAAUUGUUGUAAGGUUAUGAGUUCGAGGAAUUUGACCUCUGGAAAAAAUUACAAACUAACAUUGCAAGUUGCAAUGGAUUUAAAAUUUGUUUUUAUGAAUUGUGCCUUGCCAACUUGCUUA